Morone saxatilis (striped sea-bass) is the source of this 2640-nucleotide messenger RNA. RefSeq names its product spermatogenesis associated 7 (gene spata7). Gene Ontology annotation, biological process: protein localization to photoreceptor connecting cilium; microtubule cytoskeleton organization; photoreceptor cell maintenance. Gene Ontology annotation, cellular component: axoneme; rod photoreceptor outer segment; ciliary basal body. NCBI's taxonomy places the organism in Eukaryota, Metazoa, Chordata, Actinopteri, Moronidae. The coding region runs from base 184 to 1992 and encodes 602 amino acids. The transcript is spliced from 12 exons. The record is from RefSeq and is a predicted model, not a curated record.
AACCAGCAUGGCGACGGAAAAGCUUUGCUCCUCUCAGCUGCUUAUGAGCUAACGGUAGUAUUAGGUUAUCACCUUUACGUUUUUAUUUAUCGUACAGCGCUAAAAUGUUUACAGUUAAGUACACGGUAGUUUCUGGAUGUAUCCGAGGUCUGCCGCCGCUGCCUCAGAAUAUCUCUGAGGAAAAUGGGAUACGCUGAGUGCAACUUUAUCAUGGAGUCGAGAACAGGGAGUGUAUCGUCUGGACUGGGGACGAGCCCUGGUAUGAGAGGACACACAUCGAAAAGUAGCCCUUUCUGCCCUCCCUCCUCCAGCAAGUUGACACAGUCCAUCGUUAAAGACCACAUGGUGUCUCAUUACAAAAAGGUUUACUCAGCUAAAGCUGCCAUUGAUGCCUCAGUACCCAAAAGCUUGAUACACAGUGUAAAGUACAAUGACCAGAUCAGACAGGAGCGGUUGAGGAAAGGGGUUCGUCCUCAGUCAGCCCACUCUCUGUCACAGAGGAACAGCAGAGCCUCCUGCUCUUCCGCCCAGAGUAGAUUAUCCAUGCAGUAUGGCGACAGCCUCUACCACUGCUCAAGAAGUUCCACUGUCUCCAGCCCAGGGUUCAGCUCCUCCUUUCACGUAAAGGAGAUAGUUUAUCCUUCAUGUACAGUCAGUUCACAGAACCAGCUUCAUCACACUCGCCCUGCAUCAGAAAUAAAUUACCGGAGCCCAGAGGCAACUUCACGCAGAAAGCAUUCAGCCUUUUCAGUGGUAGCUUCUGGAGAUCAAAGUUGCUACAAGACUUUUCAGGACCCUGUUCAGAAGACAUACAGCGGAGACUUGAUCCAGAAACAUUCGCAGCACUUUACCCAAGACAAACCUUUCACCCCUAAGACCCUGAAAUCAGAUAAGAGUUCAUACCUGUCAAAUUAUCGCUACUACCGAGCACCACGGAGGAAAACUACUCAGGAUUGCACUCAGUCACGAUUGAUGCGACAGGAGACAUAUCAUGGAAGCACAAAAACCAAAGGAUACACACAGGAAUUGUAUGAGCCAUCUCAGGGAUUUAAUACAGAGCAUGAGUGGUCUGAGGAGGAGUUUAAUGGCACAUAUUUCUCUGCAUCAAGACAACACAGUCGAGCAAACAAGAGCAGAAACCGUGACUUUUUUGACUCCUCAUUCAGGGUCUCACCAGAAGGCAGGAAAACUCCCUUUAUGAAGAAUGUAUCUGCAGAGGAGGAAGAAUUAAUGUACCUCGAAUUCAUUUCUGCUGUAACAGAGGAUAUAUUGUCCAGAGGGCAUAUCUCUGAUAGGGUCCUGGACCGGGUCAUAAAGCGCCAUAUUGAAAUGAAUCGGCAUCAGCUUGAUGAGGGAAAAAUGCGCCACCUUCUGGAAGUUCUGCGUAAAGAUUUUGAAGAGCCGAGCAACAUAUCCACCUGCAGUACAGAGCUCGAAAAAAAGGAAAAUGGUCAGCUUGAUGCAUUCCUACCCGAUCUGGAUUCAGGAGGGAAACAAGUGAAGACCAAAGAAAGCAAUGACCAGUUCCCUUAUGCAUCUCUAAUUAAAUACUGCGAUUCACCAGAUUAUGCUGAUCCCCUAUUAGUGUCUACACCCAUAUGCUCUCCUGAAAGGACUGAUUCACCAACUAAAACAAAUGAAAUGGAGGGAGAAGAUGACAAUCUAGAAAAGAGUAUUAGCUCUCCUCAGCUCAGUGAGCAUAUUUCCAAUAAUAAUGCAGGAAUCAGUGAAGAGGACUUCCGUCAAAAUGAAAUAGGCACAACUGUGACAAAUGAAGUCGGCAAUGAAAACCAUGAAUCUAUAACCAGUGACACAGGGUUUCAUCAAGACCAAGCUGAGGGCAGUUCUGAUGGACAGUCUAAAGAGCUUGAGGAUCUGGAGAAAAGUUUGUCAGAGUCGCUUCAUGUGUCCAGCAAUACACACAGCGACAAUGCAGAGACCACUGAGCAACAAACAAAUACUGUUGCUAAUGUCAGUGAUGAUGAGUUCUGAGUUUUACUGUUUUCAGGGACUAAGUUUCCUUGAAUGUGUUUUUCUUACCAAGAGUGUUUUUCCAGAGAGAAAUUUAAUAUGAGCUUUCUAAAAGUAUAGUUUUGUAAAUGUGAUUAACACUGGUUCAAUGUUUUUAAACCUCUACCAAUGUGGUGUUGUAGUUCUAUUUUGCUUUUUUAUCUUUUUACAAAAGCAUAAUGAAAAUUUUACAUACGCAAACAAGGUUUUGCAGACUUGAAUGUUUCAUUUGGGAUAUUGUAAAUUGGGCACAUCCUUCAGACAUAGUUGUUGAGAUCCAAAUGACCUCCAGAGUAAUAAACUACACUUUCUAAAUGAUUGCGCCCUGGCAACCAGUAUGGUUUGCAAAUUUGCAAAUGAUAGUCCGUAGCACUGCACUAAUGUCAGAUGUGUGGAAUUAGUGUGGUGUCCUUUAGUUUUAGUGGAUUGCAGUGUGCCCAGAGUGUGCCCAGUCAGUCUUCAGUAUGAUGUAGUUGCAGUUUACAUUUUCCGAUUUCUAGAAAAAACAAUUCUGUUAUAAAGAAAUGUGUUUGACCUGACAUAUGCCUCUGACAUGUAGCUACUAGGAGUUGACUGUCACCAGAAAGUGUCUUUUACAAUUGCAAUAAAUUUUAUAUUCUGCUUCUUGCA